AGAAAAACCAAACCUGUUUUCUUUGUUUCCCAAGUGGCAUAGGCCAAUAGGGCAGGGCACCGUCUCACCACACAAAAUUUGCAAACAAAACUUCAUAACAAUGAGGAAUCAAAUUUCAUCAGCUCUUGUAUUCAUAGCAGUUGUUCUCUUCCAAUGCACGGACAUCCUAGCUCAACCGGCUGCCGCCCCAGCACCAGCUGGUCCAACCAACAUCACCAAAAUCCUCGAAAAGGCCGGUCAAUUCACUACAUUAAUCCGGCUUAUGAGAAUCACCCAAAUCAGCGAUCAGAUCAAUGGCCAACUCAACGAUACAAAUAAUGGACUGACCAUUUUUGCUCCAGCCGAUAACGCCUUCUCAAGUCUUAAAUCCGGCACCCUCAACUCCUUAACCGAUCAACAGAAAGUCCAGCUUAUCCAAUUUCACAUUAUACCCUCAUUUAUCUCGGCGACACAGUUCCAAACUAUUAGCAAUCCAGUAAGGACUCAAGCCGGAGACAGCUCGGCCCGAUUCCCAUUAAACGUGACCACCUCCGGCAACCAAGUGAACGUGUCGACUGGGGUUGAUGAUGCCACGGUGGCCAACACAAUCUAUACGGACAACCAACUUGCUGUUUAUCAAGUGGAUAAAGUGCUUCUGCCCUUGAGCUUAUUUGGUGCUCCGGCACCGGCAUUGGCCCCAGCUCCGACAUCUGGAGAGGAUAAGAAGAAGAAGUCAGCGGCUGAUACUCCCACGUCAGGCGAUGAUACGCCGUCGUCCGAUGCAAGUGGGCUUCGCGUGCAUGGCAUGGCCGUUUGUUUUGGAGCUGCGAUUUUCGCUACAGUUUGGUUGUGACGAGUUAAAAGUGGACGGUGGUGAUUGAAUCAGGUGGGGAGUGCUGAUGUGGGGUCCGUGUUUUAAGGCAUUCCAUGAUUUUGCUGAGUCCUAUUCGACGGUCGAGAUUGAAAAAAAAAAAAGAAAGAAAAAAGAAACUUGAUGUGUCUUUUUAAUAAUUGCAUUGAAUAUGGUCGCAUUUGCUAUUUGGAGUUCUGAACUUAACGUAGCACAUUAAAUCAUUCAAUUUUUGGAUUAUGUUUAGGGUCUUUCACACUUUUUGUUCCUUUUCUUUUUUCACUUUUUUUUUUUUCAUUUUCUUCCAGCUUGUGUAUCUUGAGACUAUGUACCAUGCAUUAUACAGCAAAAAUUUGUGUUUUUA
This is a messenger RNA of Coffea eugenioides, 1193 nucleotides long. RefSeq names its product fasciclin-like arabinogalactan protein 12. The record is from RefSeq and is a predicted model, not a curated record. NCBI's taxonomy places the organism in Eukaryota, Viridiplantae, Streptophyta, Magnoliopsida, Gentianales, Rubiaceae. The coding region runs from base 101 to 832 and encodes 243 amino acids. The transcript has a single exon.